Molecule: messenger RNA, 3847 nt
Organism: Conger conger (European conger)
Lineage: Eukaryota; Metazoa; Chordata; Actinopteri; Anguilliformes; Congridae
Gene: tram1
Product: translocation associated membrane protein 1
Exons: 11
Coding region: 172-1290 (372 amino acids)
Biological process (GO): SRP-dependent cotranslational protein targeting to membrane, translocation; protein insertion into ER membrane
Cellular component (GO): endoplasmic reticulum membrane
Source: RefSeq, a predicted model, not a curated record
UCGGUGUUUCUGGGCAGUAGGAGCCGAGUAGGAGGGAGCAAUAGUUUGCUACGUACGUUGGCAGAGGAUCUACGCGCAUGCCAUAACCUAGACAAGCUUGCUGAAUCGGAGACGUGUUCUUCAUUUGCUGUUUGCGAACAGGAGAAAAAGUUAACCCAGAAAUUGAUAAACAUGGGGAUCCGAAAAAAGAACAACAAAAACCCGCCUGUACUAAGCCACGAGUUUGUGAUCCAGAAUCAUGCAGAUAUCGUGUCUUGUGUUGCUAUGGUGUUCCUUCUUGGUCUGAUGUUUGAGGUUACUUCGAAGGUGGCUGUUCUCUUCAUCACUGUCCAGUAUAAUGUUACCAUCUCGGCAAAUGAGGUCCCAGAGGAGAUGCCUGUGAAUUACUUCCAUCAUGGUCUGAAGGACUUGGCAACAGUUUUCUUCUACAUGCUGGUGGCCAUUAUCAUGCAUGCUAUCAUACAAGAAUAUGUGCUUGAUAAAAUCAACAGGAAAAUGCACUUCUCCAAGACCAAACACAGCAAGUUUAAUGAAUCCGGUCAGCUCAGUGCCUUCUACCUUUUUUCCUGUGCCUGGGGAGCAAGCAUCCUGCUUUCGGAAAACUUCCUGUCGAAUCCUGUGAGUCUGUGGGAAGGCUACCCACACACUUUAAUGCCGUUUCAGAUGAAAUUUUUCUACAUCUGCCAGCUGGGCUACUGGCUUCAUGCUCUGCCUGAGCUUUAUUUCCAGAAGACCAAGAAAGAAGACAUUCCACGCCAGCUGGUUUACAUCAGCCUCUACCUUGUCCACAUCGCUGGAGCCUACGUCUUGAAUCUGAACCGCCUGGGCCUGGUGCUCUUGGUGCUGCAUUACUUUGUGGAGCUGCUCUUCCACGUGUCCCGCCUGGUGUACUUCAGCAACGACAGCAGACAGACUGGGUUCACCGUGUGGGCCGUCCUCUUCGUUCUUGGCCGGCUGCUCACCCUGUCUCUGUCCGUCCUCACUGUGGGCUUUGGCCUUGCGGGGGCAGAAAAACAAGGCCUGGAUCUGGCAGAAGGAAACUUUAACGUGCUGUUUGUUCGGAUCACUGUGCUGGCUACCAUCUGUGCAUCCCAGGCUUUCAUGAUGUGGAAAUUCAUCAACUUCCAGCUGCGCAGGUGGAGAGAGCAUGCGCAGGCACAGAGCCUGAAGAAGAAGCCAGGCCCUGCUGCCAAAAGCAAGUCUAAGAAAGACAAAGCUAAUGGGGUGAAUGGAGCGGUGAGCUCCAACGGAGCCGAUUCGCCAAGAGCCAGAAAAGAGAAGUCGUCAUAAUCGCCCCCCACCCCACCCCACCCCACCCCAGGCCAAGCCUGCCAUUCCAAAAGUCAUCCACGUUUCUGUCUGCAAACCCAACUCAUUUUGAAUUGUCUAUUCUUCAAUUGUGUGAUUCUGAAAAUCGCAACAAAACCGUGCCAUUACAGAGGGUGAAAAUGUAUUUAAAAGUGCCUAACAAUACCUAUGCUGUACUUGUGCAGAUGCUGAAGAAUUUUCUCUUUCAGGAAUAAUAUUGUGAGUGUUUUAAAAUCUGUUUCAGAACGUAUGUAAAGUUAUGCUUUUUUUUUUUUGGCCCCUUUUACACAUUUGAUUCUCUUCUGUACUGGUUCAAGGAUGACUGGGACCAUUUUGUUGAAAUCUUUAAGAUUAAUACUACCAGGAACUCUUUCACAUACCCUUGCCCACUUUCCCCAGCUUGUAAUCUGUUAAAUCAUAUUUAUAUUACUUUAAACAUGUUGACCCUUGACAAGCAUGCCAAAUGUGUCAUUAGCCAAAGUUUGUUGUCUUGAACAUAUUUCCCUUGACAACGUAUAACAUAAAAUUUCUCCUGACUCAUUGCGCCAACGUUGACUGGCCUGGCACCGCUGAUAUGGCUUAAUAACCCCGAUCAACCCAUGGUUAUGCAAGUUGUUCGUGCUUGUUAAGCAUUCUGCAUAAAUUGCAUUCCAGUGCAGUUCAUUAGCCUUAUUUUUGAUUCAUUGCAACCUUCUGUGAGAAAUAUUUCAAUAAAUCAAGUUUGUCUGAUAAUAAACUAGACAACAAGGUUCAGGAUCAGAUUUUCAUGUAAAAGCAUUGAACGAUCACCUUUAAUGUUUAAUCAUUUGUACGAAAGCCCUCCCUGGCAGAUGUAUUGAUUUUAUGAAUUGAUAUGGCUUUAGAAAGUGGUUUAAUGAAACUGGAAUUGGGAACCUUUUUUGGGGGAAAUAAAUAGCAGUGCAUAUUUUAUAAAAUUGGUCACACCACCCCUUGGAACAUGAAUAAGUAAAUGUAUGGAAUUAUAGGGCUGAAUCUUAGGCUUUGCUUUCAUUUCAGUCUUCAGGAAUCCAAAGGGAAUUUCAUGCGUUUGACAGGCAUGCGUAAGCAGACAGACAAUUUCAGUGUCAUAAAUGCAAGGCUUAAAAUUGGUUAUACAGGGAUCUUUGCUUUUUAAAUGAAAAAGUCCUUGAGUAAUGCACAUGUUGAAAGUAUGGUUAAAUUAUAAAUACUGAACUUACUCAAGCUAUUUGUUCUUUGUAUGCGUAUUUUGAUUGCUUGUUAAAAUAUUUUAUUUUUAUCAAUUAAAUAUGAUGAUCACUCAAAAAUAAAGGCUGGUUAAUAUUUAGACUGUUGCAUAAGAUGUAUGCCUGGGCUCAAUCACACGACAAACCUUAUUUAAUAAAAUAAAAUUAUCUAUAAUUUGAGGGCAGCUUGCAUGGGGGCAACAAUCUAAUUAAACACUGCUUGCCUGUCCAGUCAAAUGUUAUUUUAAGUAGAACAUCUUGUAUAUGACUGGUACAAGUGUUACACUCAGGAAUGGGGUAGGAUGUAACGUAGGGUGGAACGAGACUGUUUAGAGGAGGUUUGAUUAAACUGCCCGAGAGGUAAACUGUAAGCAGUGUACAUGGCAGUAGCUAUUUUAAUCUAAAAUAUCCCCUCUGAUAUAAUGGAGAAUUAUAAAACCAACAUAUGGUUUGUCAUUAGAAAGGUGGUGUUUUCAUAUUCAUUUUUUAAUAGCCUGUACCAGAGGGAUCAAAAAGGAUCCUUUCUUGAAAUCCCAUUAGCCUGCAUCUGUUGUUUCCUCCUUUGAUCCAGCACAGUUAUUGCCAUUAAAAUCAGUUCCAUCUGGCAACAGUUAGGUUUGACUAUUUUGUUUUCAUUAAAAUGUAAUUAGCUGAUCCCCUGACAAAUUCAAGCAUUUUUUAAUAUCUAUUUUUCAAGUUGAUUGUAAAUAUGUUUUUCAGAAUUGAAUGGCUAGAUAUAUCACAAAACUAAUCUUCAUUUUAUGGGACAUCUGGAAAUUUGUUAAAUUGCUACACAGGAUAAAAAUUAGAUUUUGACUUCAAUAUUCAGUGAUCUGCGCUACUAAGCCAUCUUACUAUAAAAAAUAUAAUAGCAGGUGUUUGUUUCAAGACCGGAUCAAUGAACACAUACUGUGCUAUUUCUUAAGUUUUCAUAUGUAUAUGUGUAUAUCAAUCUGCCAAUGAGAGGGAAAUGCUUUACCUUAUAUUCCAAUGCCUGGACAUAUUUUCAGAUAGAGAUCUUUAUAUUUAUACAAUCUUGAAAAUAAUGUUUUCUCUAUACAGCUGUGUGCUCAUAAAUAUAUAUAUAUAAAUAUUUUCUGUUGCCAAACAUCUAGACUUGUACAUUCUGAGAAAAUAGUGAUGUUAAAAAUCCAGGUUCUUGCAUGAUUUCAGAGAGAAGUUUGUGAAUUUUCCCCAUGGUGUGGGUCUUGGGGGAUGAGGGGAUGCAUGUUGCAAUGCCUUUGUCUGCUGACUAAGAAUCCAACAACAAAAAUGUUGCCCCUCAGAACAGAGCUGUAAUUGAGAAGUGUAUCAAUAAAAUUCAUUUAUUCAUA